This is a messenger RNA of Scedosporium apiospermum, 1587 nucleotides long. RefSeq names its product WD40 domain-containing protein. Gene Ontology annotation, molecular function: protein binding. The record is from RefSeq and is a predicted model, not a curated record. Gene Ontology annotation, cellular component: MWP complex; mitotic spindle; microtubule organizing center. Gene Ontology annotation, biological process: protein localization to mitotic spindle pole body; microtubule anchoring at mitotic spindle pole body; mitotic sister chromatid segregation. The transcript is spliced from 3 exons. NCBI's taxonomy places the organism in Eukaryota, Fungi, Ascomycota, Sordariomycetes, Microascales, Microascaceae. The coding region runs from base 1 to 1587 and encodes 528 amino acids.
AUGAUUUUCUCUCCGCUGUUCAAGUCAUCCACUCAUUCCGUCCCUAGCCCGGACGGACAGCUUGUGGCGACUCUGCUGUUGUCCAAGAUCAUCGUUCGCUCUGUACAGAGCCUUCGCACAGUCCAUGAGGUGACACCACCAACAGCCUCGGAGCUCGCUGGGCCGAUACUGGCUUUCACCUGGUCCCCGUCAUCCUCAAAAAUUCUCAUCGCUACAGCAAGUCACAUCUAUGUUCUUGGGGUUGUGGAUCCCCGGUUCCGCGCCGUUAUACGCGUUCCAGGUCCAAGUGCUGAUCGGCCAAGCUUCGUCCGGUUCGGUCCUGAUGAUGGGACGAUAUACGCUUUCUCCUCACUUGGCAUCAAACUCUCAAUUUUUAACUUAGCCACCACCAAGGUAGUUGAGAUAAACAAUCCCAAGUUCUACCAGCCAGUGUCGGCGUCGAGGUGUCUUUCAUUCCGCCCUGGCUCGUCCCAUCUUGCGGUUCUUACCCGCACUGCUGGCAGGGAUGUUAUCAGCCUGCAUGCACCGCCAGCGUGGGACGCCCAAAGAUCCUGGUACCCUGACACCGUUGACUGCCAGGGCCUAGUGUGGUCUUCGGACGGCAGGUGGCUUAUCGUUUGGGAGUCGGCUUCGCAGGGCCACAAGCUCCUGUUCUACACCCCCGAUGGUCAUCUCUUCCGGACUUGGACUGGGCCCAAUGCCACCGUUCCCGAACUAGACUUGAAGCAUGCCGAAUUAGGUGCAGGUGUCAAGCGCUGCCAGCUCAGCCCAGAUGCGAGGAGGGUGGCCGUGUGUGACCACACUCGGUUUAUCUACAUUCUAGAGGUACCAGCGGCGUUAGAGACUAUGAGGUUUCACCAUCCAACAACCGCCGUCAUCCCCAAAGAUACCCUCCAAAUUUGGCAAGAACAACUGAACAUGCCCCAAAGCCCAUCAGCGCGCGUUGUUCAUGCUUUUGGGAGAGUUACGCAACCCAUCUCCCCACCAGGCCCGUCGUCGAAUAGUAUUACCAUAUCCGAACCCAGUCUCGGCGGUUCUUCCUGUACUUUCGAUGCCUCCUCCACCCUCUUAGCUUCUCGGAUCGAAGACUCACCGACGGCCCUCUGGAUAUGGGACCUCUCAGCCAUGGAGCUUCGCGCGGUACUCAUCUUCUCGUCAGACAUUGCCUCAUUUCGAUGGCAUCCGUCAAUCCCCGAACUUCUCUCUAUUACCUGCCAAGGUCGAGAUCACCACGGCGUAGUAUUUGUUUGGGAUCCGCUCUCCAACGGACCUCGCCCGAUGGAUUGCGCUUCAUUCUUUCCGGACGAGAAAGUCGCGCCGAAAUGGCAGACCGUAUGGGUAAAUUCAGACACCCCUCCCGCUACGGUCUAUGUGGGUGACAGCAACCAGUACCUGCUUGCCUCUCUCGCGGAAUCUGGAGAUCCUCAUCCCCAUUGGAAGGACGUCCAGCUCAGCCCCUCGUAUGGGAAUACAUUGUCAAUUGAUAAUGUCCUUCAGUCCAAUGAGGAUUGGAACGGCUCUUUGACUGACAUGGAGGAUGAUACUCAAUCUGGACCCGAUGAUACGUUCAGCUUCAAGAAACUCUAG